CGGAAGGCCUCGGGUACCAGGCUAACCGGUUAAAACAUUCUGCUAUUCUCGGUCGUUUACCGUACCCUUUCUCAAAUCGAACGAGGUGUACCGAGUGAAAUCAACAGCAUGCUUCAACUUCCGGAAGAAACAACGCGUCUUCAGGGUCUUCGGAAAUCGUUGUUUUGAUUCGAACUAAAUUAAUAAGACGCAAGCAUGAUUGGUGGAGCGAGUCACGGGGACUCUGAAGUUAAAAACAGAGAAUUAAUGUACAGACUAAUGAUCAGUCAAUUGUUUUAUGACGGACAUCAGCAACUAGCAGUUCAACUUUCUAACAUAGCCAAAGCACAUCCCGCCUGCCCACCCUCAGAUCGAUUGUUUAAAGUCGUCAAAUUGGGCUUAGAUGCUGAGGAAGAACUUUCUGGCAGGAAGAGAAUCGGAGAACAAAAUAUUGCUCCGGGUACAGGAAUUGACUUGGAGUAUGAAACAGACGUGCAGUCCAUUUCACCGGAGGGUGCUCUUUAUGAGACCUGCUAUGUCACAGCACACAAAGGGCCGUGUCGGGCAGGGGCAUUCCACUCCUCGGGGAAACUCAUCGCUACGGGAUCUGAAGAUGCUUCCAUCAAGAUUUUAGAUGUUGACAGAAUGCUGGCAAAAAGUGCCACUCCAGCAGAAAUAAUUGCCAUGGAAACACCACAACAAGCUAUGGAAAAUCACCCUGUCAUCCGAACUUUAUACGACCACAUGGAUGAGGUCACAUGUUUAGAUUUCCAUCCCUCACAUUCGAUUCUCGCAUCAGGCAGCACAGACUUCAGUGUUCGAUUCUUUGAAUACUCCAAGCCCUCAGUGAAGAAGGCCUACAAAAGUAUACAGGAAUCUGUCCCAGUGAGGUGCUUGUCAUUUCAUCCAUCAGGAGACUUCCUUCUAGUAGGGGUAGAUCAUCCAACAGUUCGAUUGUAUGAUGUCAACACCUUCCAGUGUUUUGUCGGCAGAAACCCCAGCACACAUCACACAUUACCUGUAUCUGCAGCUAAGUGGAGUCCCAAUGCUAAUUUGUAUGCCACAGGCUCGGUAGACGGAGAUAUAAAAGUGUGGGACGGUGUUAGUAAUCUAGUGAUCAGCACAUUCAAGAAAGCUCACGACGGAGAGGAAGUGUGUUCCGUCACCUUCUCCAGGAACUCAAAGUACAUUCUAUCCUCGGGGAAGGACUCCCUGGUCAAGCUGUGGGAGUUAUCAACUAACCGGUGCCUGAUUGUGUACACAGGGGCUGGAAUGACUGGAAAGAUGGACCAGGGGUCACAGGCUGUGUUCAACCACACAGAGGACUACAUCUUCUUCCCUGAUGAAAACACCACUUCUCUGUGUUGCUGGGACUCCAGAAAUGCUGAACGACAGAGACUACUGGCCUUAGGUCACAAUGGGGCGGUGCGGUACAUAGGCCACUCCCCCACAGGUCCUUCCUUCAUCACCUGCAGUGAGGAUUUCCGGGCCCGGUUCUGGUACAGGAAGGCAGAUACAGACUGAUCAUCAUUUUGUACAACCAAUCGCAUUGUUUUUAUUUUGUACAAUGUUAAAUAAAACUCAAGAUUUG
Molecule: messenger RNA, 1570 nt
Organism: Ostrea edulis (European flat oyster)
Lineage: Eukaryota; Metazoa; Mollusca; Bivalvia; Ostreida; Ostreidae
Product: cleavage stimulation factor subunit 1-like
Exons: 11
Coding region: 196-1503 (435 amino acids)
Biological process (GO): mRNA 3'-end processing
Cellular component (GO): mRNA cleavage stimulating factor complex
Molecular function (GO): protein binding; RNA binding
Source: RefSeq, a predicted model, not a curated record